Diaporthe batatas is the source of this 1620-nucleotide messenger RNA. RefSeq lists its product as uncharacterized. NCBI's taxonomy places the organism in Eukaryota, Fungi, Ascomycota, Sordariomycetes, Diaporthales, Diaporthaceae. The transcript has 2 exons. The record is from RefSeq and is a predicted model, not a curated record. Gene Ontology annotation, biological process: transmembrane transport. Bases 1 to 1620 code for a protein of 539 amino acids. Gene Ontology annotation, molecular function: transmembrane transporter activity.
AUGCAGGCCACACCAGAACGGGUGGGUACCCCUGAGUCCCUCGACUGGAGGAACAGCAUAGAGAUGGCCCAGCUUCAAGACAGCAUCCGAAUACACCAUGGGCUCAGAACCGUAGGAAGUGAAACGCCAAUUGCACCCAGAAGAGCCGAUAUUGAGUGGUUUGAUGACUUCCAACCACCAGCUUUUGAUAACUUCGAACCAAGAGCCUUGCCAGCCAACGAGGCCGCACCCAACAAAAACACCUGGGACGGAGAUCAUGACCCCCAAAACCCCUAUAAUUGGCCUCUGUGGCAAAUUAACGUCAACGCUGGCCUGCUCGCACUCUUGGCAUUUCUCAGUCCCUUCUCGUCGGCCAUCAUGGCUCCUGCAACACCAGCAAUAAUGGCAGAGUUCGACACCAACAACGAACUCUUGGAAUCUUUCGUGGUCUCCAGUUAUGUCCUGGCUAUGGCUUUCGGCCCGUUGAUCUGGGCCCCCCUUUCCGAGAUCUACGGCCGCGUGCCCGUGUACCACAUCACCAACAUCGGCUUCCUCGCAUUUACUGUUGGCUGUGCCUUGGCGCCCACUUUAUCGAGCUUGAUCGUUUUCCGCUUCUUCGCCGGGUUCUUCGGCUCCUGCAUCACAGCAAACGGCGGCGCCUCGUUCGCCGACAUGGUUCCCCUCGACAGACGAGCAGCAUACAUGUCAUUCUUCAUCAUGGGCCCCAUCCUGGGCCCCGUGGCGGGACCCAUCGGUGGUGGCUUUCUGGCGACGGCCAUGGGUUGGCGCUGGGUAUUUUGGCUCGUGGUCAUCACGGGAGGAUUCACCGCGGCCUUAAUGUUUAUCUUCUGCAGGGAGACAUACACACCCUUGAUCCUCCGGCGCAAAGCUCGACGAUCCAACAAAAUCCUCGCCCUUAGAUCUGGCCUGGCGAAUGAACACUCCUCGCCAUGGGCGGUCUUGCGUCGCGGCAUCAGCCGGCCUAUUAAGCUCCUCGUGCUUUCUCCGCUCGGUGCACUCCUUUCGCUCUAUAUGGCCGUAAUUUACGGGUUCCUUUAUCUCAUGAUAUCAUCCAUCUCAGUAGUCUUUGUGCAGACAUAUGGAUUUUCGCCUAACUUGUCUGGCCUUGCUUAUCUCGGUCUCGGUAUAGGCUGCCUCUCAGGCAACCUGCUCGUCAGCUUGACCUCUGACCGCUACAUGAUGCAUCGAGCCGCCCAGCAGGAUGGUGAAAAGAAGCCAGAAUAUCGAAAUUUGUGGGUACCUCUAGGGGCAAUCUGUAUUCCUGGUGGCUUUUUCAUCUACGGGUGGACGGCGGAGUACGGAGUCCACUGGAUUGUUCCUAUCAUCGGAACGCUCUUCAUUGGGUUCGGGUUCAACACAAUUUUCAACUCUCUUCUCCUUUAUCUGGUUGAAUCUUUCACCAUUUUCGCGGCCAGCGCGCUCGCAGCGAACGGAAUUGUUAGAUGCAUCGGUGGAGGCCUUCUACCACUUGCUGGCUUAACUUUGUACGAAAACCUCGGAGCGGGAUGGGGAAACAGUGUACUGGGCUUUGUGCACAUGGCUGUAAUAUUUCCACUCACAGUGGUACUGGUCAAGUACGGCGAGUAUCUGAGAAUCACGUUCCCCAUCAGGCACUUGUGA